AUGAAGUAUAUGAAGAAUGCGAUGAAGAAGUUGAAUAUUAUAAAGAAUGUGAAGAAGAAGAUGAAGAAAAUGAGAAAGAAAAGUAAGAUUAAUAAGAUGAAGAUGAAGAAGAUGAAGAAUGCGAUGAAAAAGUUGAGGAUUAUGAAAAAUAAGAAGUAUGUGAACAAAAAGAUGAAAAAGAUGAAUGAGAUGGAGAAGAGAUAA
Haemonchus placei is the source of this 204-nucleotide messenger RNA. Lineage: Eukaryota; Metazoa; Nematoda; Chromadorea; Rhabditida; Trichostrongylidae. The record is from the annotation of a GenBank genome assembly.